GAUAGAUAGAUAGAUAGAUAGAUAGAUAGAUAGAUAGAUAGAUAGCACCUGUAUCUUGGAAAAUCGUUGGCCAAUAGCAGCUGCUCUUAAAUCCCGAGCUGCGCCUGUGACGCAAACAUGCACAGACUCUAGCGCUGUGGGCGGGGCAUCAGAGACUCCAGAGCUGUGGGCGGAGCUUGACAGAGCGAGUUGUGGAUCUACGGCGCGCGGCGACUGAUGCCAACUUGGAGUUGAUGCUCACCAGUUCAGAGCAUGGAUAUGUAUGACAAAUCUAUUUUGGUGCCCACCUGGUAGCUUGAAUCUUCAGUGACUGAUAAAACCAGGAUGAGAGAAGACACACGGAGACAUCAAAACCAGAUGGCUUUUCGAGUACACCUAGUUUGUUGGAAUACUCGCUUUUUGCACCCCUGAGGAAUAAAGCCUGUUUAUGGGACAAUCUGGAUAUUUUUCCUGAAGAUUUUGCUUGUUUCUUUGCCAUAUUUCGGUGUUCUUUAGAAAGAAGAACAUGGCCAGAAACUCAUUUCGUGGGUCUAAGUACAGGGCGGAGGUCAAUCAUGAUAGAGAUUUUGGCUGCACCCUUAAAGAGCUACGCUCUCUUAUGGAACUCAGAGGGACAGAUGGAUUACAGAGAAUUCAGGAAUGCUAUGGAGAUGUUCAGGGACUCUGCUCCAGGUUAAAAUCAUCAGCAACAGAGGGUCUAAGUGGUCAUUCUGAUGACAUUGCGAGAAGAAAAGACGACUUUGGAAAGAAUUUUAUACCUCCUAAAAAGCCAAAGACUUUCCUUCAGUUAGUAUGGGAAGCAUUGCAGGAUGUAACUCUAAUUAUUUUGGAAGUUGCAGCCAUAAUAUCUUUAGGCCUUUCCUUCUAUAAACCUCCUGAAACAGAGAGAGAACACUGUGGUAGGGCAGCUGGAGGACUUGAAGAUGAAGGAGAAGCAGAAGCGGGCUGGAUCGAGGGUGCCGCCAUCCUGUUGUCCGUCGUCUGCGUGGUACUCGUGACAGCGUUUAAUGACUGGAGCAAAGAGAAGCAGUUUCGCGGGCUACAGAGCCGCAUUGAACAGGAGCAGAGGUUCACCGUGGUUCGAGCCGGGCAGGUCGUUCAGAUUCCGGUAGCUGAGAUUGUUGUUGGAGACAUCGCCCAAGUUAAAUAUGGUGACCUCCUUCCUGCAGACGGUGUGUUAAUCCAAGGCAAUGAUCUAAAGAUUGACGAGAGUUCGCUUACCGGAGAAUCUGACCAUGUCAAAAAAACUCUGGAGAAAGACCCUAUGCUUCUUUCAGGCACACAUGUAAUGGAGGGCUCUGGCAAGAUGCUGGUGACUGCAGUGGGCAUCAACUCUCAGACUGGCAUCAUCUUCACUCUGCUUGGAGGAGGGGGAGAUGAGGACAGUGAGAAUAAAAAAGAGGAGAAAGAGAGGAAAAAGAGGGAGAAAGAAGAGAAGAAGAAAGAACAGGAGAGGAAAAAGAAGGAAAAGAAAGAGAAAAAGAAAAACAAAAAGCAUGAGGAAACAGAAAGAAAGAAAGAUAAGGAUGGAGGCAGGGUGGAGAUGGACCCCCUUCACAGCGACGAUGAAAGUGAAGAUGAAUUGAAAAAAAACAAGAUACCAAAGAAAGAGAAAUCAGUACUUCAAGGAAAGCUUACCAAACUAGCCGUACAAAUUGGAAAAGCAGGUCUCUUUAUGUCAGCCAUCACGGUCAUCAUUCUUAUAGUUCUCUUUCUGGUGGACACCUUUUGGAUCCAAGGGCUUCCCUGGAUCAAAGACUGUACUCCCAUUUACAUCCAGUUUUUCGUCAAGUUCUUCAUUAUUGGUGUCACUGUGCUGGUCGUUGCCGUGCCCGAGGGUCUCCCACUUGCUGUUACCAUCUCAUUGGCUUAUUCUGUAAAAAAAAUGAUGAAGGACAACAACCUGGUGAGACAUUUGGACGCUUGUGAGACAAUGGGCAAUGCCACUGCGAUUUGCUCUGAUAAAACAGGCACUUUAACCAUGAACAGAAUGAAAGUGGUUCAGGUGUAUAUCGCAGACAGACACUACAAGAAGAUUCCAGAACCUGAUCUGAUUCCAGGCAGAGUCAUGAACCUGCUCAUCACAGGCAUCGGUGUUAACUGUGCAUACACUUCCAAAAUCAUGCCUCCUGAGAAAGACGGCGGUCUGGCCCGUCAAGUCGGGAACAAAACCGAAUGUGCCUUGCUGGGUUUUUCCCUUGACUUAAGAAAAGAUUACCAAACUAUUCGCAAUGAGUAUCCUGAGGAAAAACUGUACAAAGUGUACACCUUCAACUCGGUCAGGAAAUCUAUGAGCACAGUCUUGAAAAACUCUGACGGAAGUUAUCGUAUGUUCAGCAAAGGAGCUUCAGAAAUCCUUCUGAAAAAGUGUUGUCAAAUCUUGUCAACCAAUGGUGAAGCCAAAGCCUUCAAGCCCAGGGAUCGAGAGGACAUUGUAAAAAACGUGAUCGAGCCCAUGGCUUCAGAGGGCUUGAGGACCAUCUGCUUGGCUUACAGGGACUUUCCUCUCUCAGAUGGGGAACCUGACUGGGACAAUGAGACAGAUAUCUUGACCGGACUCACUUGCAUUUGUGUAGUGGGCAUUGAGGAUCCUGUUCGACCAGAGGUCCCAGAUGCUAUUAAGAAGUGCCAGCGAGCAGGCAUCACGGUGCGCAUGGUCACCGGGGACAAUAUCAACACAGCCCGAGCCAUUGCAACCAAAUGUGGCAUACUCCAUCCCAGUGACGACUUCCUGUGUAUUGAGGGCAAAGAGUUCAACAGGCGGAUACGCAAUGAACUGGGAGAGAUCGAGCAAGAACGCAUAGACAAAAUCUGGCCAAAGUUACGAGUGCUUGCAAGAUCUUCCCCGACCGAUAAGCACACACUGGUGAAAGGUAUAAUCGACAGCACCAUUGUUGAACAAAGACAAGUAGUCGCCGUCACAGGAGACGGAACCAACGAUGGCCCUGCUUUGAAAAAAGCAGAUGUCGGAUUUGCAAUGGGUAUUGCUGGUACAGAUGUGGCCAAAGAAGCAUCAGACAUUAUCUUGACAGAUGAUAACUUCACCAGCAUUGUGAAAGCUGUGAUGUGGGGGAGAAAUGUCUACGAUAGUAUCUCUAAGUUUCUUCAGUUUCAGCUAACGGUCAACGUUGUGGCUGUCAUCGUGGCAUUUACUGGAGCUUGUAUCACACAGGACUCCCCACUCAAAGCUGUGCAGAUGCUGUGGGUGAAUUUAAUCAUGGACACGUUUGCGUCGCUGGCAUUAGCGACGGAGCCUCCCACCGAAGCUUUGCUCUUACGGAAACCUUACGGUCGCAACAAGCCCCUCAUUUCCCGAACCAUGAUGAAGAACAUCCUUGGAAAUGCCGUUUAUCAGCUCACCAUCAUCUUCACCCUGCUGUUUGCUGGUGAGCAGAUAUUUGACGUUGACAGUGGUAGGAACACACCUCUGCACGCUGCUCCUUCGGAGCACUACACCAUCCUCUUUAACACCUUUGUGAUGAUGCAGCUCUUCAACGAGAUUAACGCUCGGAAGAUUCACGGAGAGAGGAACGUUUUCGAGGGGAUCUUCAAUAACUUGAUCUUCUGCACGAUUGUGUUCGGGACAUUUGUUAUCCAGAUCAUAAUUGUGCAGUUUGGAGGAAAGCCUUUUAGCUGCGUAGGUCUCAGUGUUGAACAGUGGCUCUGGUGUGUCUUCCUUGGCUUUGGUUGUCUUCUGUGGGGUCAGUUGGUUACUACUAUUCCCACAAGCAGACUGAAGUUCCUGGUGACAGCAGGUCAUGGAACACAGAAGGAAGAGAUCCCUGAGGAAGAACUGGAGGAGAUGGAAGACCUGGAUGAAAUUGAUCAUGCUGAGAUGGAGCUCAGAAGAGGACAAGUUUUGUGGUGCAGGGGUCUCAACAGAAUUCAGACACAGAUACGUGUGGUUAAUGCUUUUCGAGAUACCAUGUCACCCUACGAAGGCCUGGAGACGCCAGAGUCUCGCAGCUCCAUCCACAACUUCAUGAGCUACCCGGAAUUCCAUAUUGAGGAUUCUGUAAUAGCCAUCCCACUCAUCGAUGACACGGACCCUGAGGAUGAUGCACCUACUAAACGCAACAACGAUCCUCCCGUCCUUCAUCUGGUUUCAUCCUCAGCUAAUCAGAACAAUAAUGCCACUAAUAGCCAGGCCUACCAUCACCAUAAAGAUCUAGCAAAGACCAUCUACCCACAGGCUCCUGGAAGUCCACUUCACAGCCUAGAGACUUCACUUUAAUCCUUUACCAAACACAGGAAGACCACGUCAACAACCACAUGUAAGGGAGCAUUAUGGACAUAGGUUUUGGUCCUGUGUUAGCCUGGAGAACUGGCAAUGGUAGCAAAACUUGACACGUGUUGGUUUUGUUUGUUUUAAUUUAUUUUCUGAAAGUUGAGAAAUUGACAGUGUUAUAUCUUAAAAAACACCACAUUUAUUUUAUUUAUUACUUCCCCUAGAUCUUUUUCAAUUAAAUACUUUCAUAUGAGGUUUACUUGCUGUUGUUAUAGCUCUAUUUGUUUGCAGUUAAGGAAAUGUCUUAUUUUGGGAUUAAGAUGUAAUUGCUGCAUUAUAAAAAUACAAACACUUUUUUGAAAGUGCACUAUUUGCCUAUAAAAAUGUAUGAUUUUCUUUUUAAAGAAAGAUAGAAAUCGUUAGAAGGUCUUAAUUAUUGUAAAUUUGAGAUAUUAUGGCAUAUCUGUUACUUUUGGAUGCAGUCCUCUUAUACAGUAUAAAUAAUACAUUUCACAAAAAUUACAAAAUCACACAUGAAUUAAUGUUAUGAAAUAUUAAUACAAAUUCAUUAGAUUUACAGUAGUGCAUUUUGGAUAUAUAAGGACAUACUGUAUUAGUUCAAGGUAGCUACAAUGAAAUUUACAGUAAGCUUUAGCUUUCUAGGUUUUUUAGUGUAUUUAUCAAUUUUGGUCCACCAUAUCCCUAAAACAACAGACAACAGCACAGAAUGCCGCACAAGAUGCAACUGUAUGAAAUAGUGUGUUGAAAAUGUGUGUUUUGUUUUGGAGAUACAGUUAAAGGGGACAUUUCACAAGACUUUUUUAAGAUGUCAAAUAAGUCUUUGGUAUGCCCAGAGUGUGUAUGGGAAGUUUUAGCUCAAAGUACUUUUUAGAUAACUCAUUAUAGCAAGUGUAAAAUUGCCACUUUGUAGGUUUGUUUUGGGGUGUGUCCUUUAAAAUGCAAAUGAGUUGAUCUAUGUACUUAAUGACAGUGCCGUGGUUGGAUAGUGCAGAUUAUGGGGCAGUAUUAUCCCCAUCUGACAUCACAGGAGAGCCAAAUUUCAAUGACCUAUUUUUUCAUAUUCUUGCAGAUAAUGGUUUACCAAAACAAAGUUACUGGGUUGAUCUUUUUCACAUUUUCUAGGUUGAUAGAAGCACUGGGGACCCAAUUAUAGCACAUAGAAAAAGUCUGUUUUUGUGACAUGUCCCCUUUAAAUUAUUUCAACUGAAUUAAAGAGAGGACAUGGCCUCUUUUUGGAUGUAUACACAGUAAACAAUAUAGAGUAAGGUUAGCAAAAGAGCUGAAUAUGAAAGAGUUGAUGUGAAUUUGUUGGUCAAUUUUGUUUGUUUCUCUGUAGUUUCAUUCCUCUUUUGGGAAUGAAUAUUUUUCCAUUUGUUUAUGGAAUAUGAUUUUUUUAUUGGAAUUAAUGUCUGUUCCUCUAAGAAUAUGUAAAUAGUUAUUGUGAUUCAAUUUACAUUGUAAAGUCUUCAA
Paramisgurnus dabryanus is the source of this 5719-nucleotide messenger RNA. RefSeq names its product ATPase plasma membrane Ca2+ transporting 1b (gene atp2b1b). Gene Ontology annotation, biological process: calcium ion transmembrane transport; regulation of cytosolic calcium ion concentration. Gene Ontology annotation, cellular component: plasma membrane; intracellular membrane-bounded organelle. Gene Ontology annotation, molecular function: PDZ domain binding; ATP binding; ATP hydrolysis activity. Lineage: Eukaryota; Metazoa; Chordata; Actinopteri; Cypriniformes; Cobitidae. The record is from RefSeq and is a predicted model, not a curated record.